Messenger RNA from Aspergillus homomorphus CBS 101889, 2289 nucleotides. RefSeq names its product Golgi transport complex subunit COG6 (gene cog6). Gene Ontology annotation, cellular component: COG complex. The record is from RefSeq and is a predicted model, not a curated record. The transcript is spliced from 2 exons. Bases 1 to 2289 code for a protein of 762 amino acids. NCBI's taxonomy places the organism in Eukaryota, Fungi, Ascomycota, Eurotiomycetes, Eurotiales, Aspergillaceae. Gene Ontology annotation, biological process: intra-Golgi vesicle-mediated transport.
AUGGCCAGCUACUUCCCGCCUAACGCACAUCUUGCAAGCCAUGCAUCGUCAACAAGGAUGUCUUCUCCAGCUUCGUCCCCGCUCUCUCCGCCGAAUCAGCAGCGAUCCAAUGCCUUGUCCAACCGAUUGACAAGUGUACUUUCCGCAUCGUACGCGGAUUCGGACAUUCGCGAUGCUCUAGAGACUCUCAGUCUCCGGGGCAUCCACAAUACCGCAGAAGUUCGACGGCAGCUUCGUCUGGAUGUGCAAAAAGAGGUCGUCGAUUGUAAUGCGGAGAUUGUGCGCGACUUCGGGAAGGUUGCGGAGCAACUGAAGCGGAUCGGGACGGUCAUCACAAAUCUUAAUCAAACAUGCGAGGAGAUGCGCAAACACAUCGUCCUCGCCAAGCAGGACACAACGCCCGUUCUCGAAGAAGCGUCCGCGUUGAUGAGGCAAAGGACCGAGGCGGAGACCAAACAACAGCUGCUGAAUGCGUUCACACAACACUUUAUUGUCCCGGAAGAGGAAUUGCUGGUGCUGACAGCUGUCGAGGAGCCCAUUGAUGACCACUUUUUUGAAGUCCUUGCCCGCGUGAAGCAGGUACACCGGGACUGUGAAGUGCUGCUGGGCGGGGAGAACGAGCGGCUGGGUCUGGAGCUCAUGGAGAAGAGCACUAGGAGCCUGAACUCCGCCUAUCAGAAACUCUACCGUUGGAUUCAGAAAGAGUUUCGGUCUUUGAACCUGGAAGACUCUCGCAUCAGCAGCUCUAUCCGGCGCGUCCUGCGCGUGCUGGCGGAGCGACCCAGCUUGUUCCAUAGCUGCUUGGAUUUCUUCGCCGAAGCUCGCGAUUAUGUUCUCUCCGAUGCCUUCCAUUAUGCUCUUACGGAUGCGGUUGCUGGAGGUGGAGGCGACCGCCAGGUGAAACCCAUCGAGUUCUCCGCUCAUGACCCUCUGCGAUACAUUGGAGAUAUGUUGGCCUGGGUGCACUCGACGACCGUCUCGGAGCGGGAAGCCCUCGAGUCUUUGUUCGUCGAUGAUGGCGAAGAGCUCGCCAAGGGCAUCCAGGCCGGCCUGAGCAGCGAGCCCUGGUCACGUAUCGACGAAGACCAAGAAGUCACCUUCGACGGACAGAAGGCCCUCAGCGAUCUCGUCAACCGUGACCUUGUCGGCGUCUCACGGGCGCUCCGCCAGCGCGUCGAGCUCGUUGUCCAAGGCCACGACGACCCUGUCACAUGCUACAAGGUGGUCAACCUGUUGUCAUUCUACCGCUCCACCUUCGCUAAACUCCUCGGAUCCCAAUCCAGUCUGGCCGAGCUCCUCGAAACGCUAGAGAAGUUCACCUUCCGCCACUUCGAAACCCUCAUGCAAGAAGAAGUCAACAGCCUCUCAAGCGACCACUCGGCCCUCGCCCCGCCCAACGAUCUCUCCCCACCGCAAUUUUUGCAGGAUGCCCUCGAAUCGCUCACCCUCCUCAUGAAAUCGCACGACAUCUCCUUCGGCGCCGAGGAACAACCCCCCACCCCCUACAACGACAGCAACGGCGCCCAAGACCCGAAGCCUAACAGAUUCACCCCGGUCCUCCGCUGCGCACUAGACCCAUUCCUGGACCUCGCCAAAUCCACAGCCCAGGACCUACCUCCGACCCCGCAAACCAUCUACCUCACGAACAUCCACCUUGCAACCCGCGCCGCCCUAACCCCCUACCCCUUCGCCAGCGCAACCCACCUGCCGGCACUAUCAUCAGCCCUCUCCACCCUCCGCAUGGACCUCCUAUCCAUCCAACACCAAUACCUCCUCACCGAAUCAGGCCUGCAAACCCUCCUCACAGCUCUAGGACCGUUCUCCCCGUCCGCCCCCCCCAAAUCCCCCUCCAACAAUGACAACCCUACUCUACAAAAACCCCAGUUAUCCGACAUCGCAGACAUCACCGCCCUCCCAGCCUUCCAGCCCGAGGCCCUCAUUCGCACAAGCCAACAGCUCGACGACUUCCUCCCCUCGGCCCUGAUGGACGCAACGGACCAUCUGAAGCGCGUGCAGAGCGCCACGUUCGUGAAAAGUGUCACUGAGGAGGCGGUCGAGGCGUUCUGCCGGGACUUUGAGUUCGUGGAGGGGAUGAUUAUCGGGGCGGAUGAGGCGCGGAGGAGCGUCGUUCGGCGGGGUAGUGAUGGGGGGGUUGUAUCGGAACACCAUGAUGAUGGUGAUGGUGGUGACAGGGAUGGAGAGGCGGACGAGGAAAAGGGCGAGACAGAAUGGGGGUUGAGGAAGUUGUUCCCUCGGACUACGGGGGAGAUUCGGGUGUUGUUGAGUUAG